GAAGAAAAGCAUUCCAAGCAAAUGAGAACCAAGCUUAAAGAUUUACUCAUCUAAUUAACAAAACAUAUUAUACCACUUCACUUUAAAGCUACCUCUAAAAAUACACCUAUAUAUAUAACCACCCCAUCUCCCUUCCCUCUCAUUCAUCCAAUAUCAAAACAUCUUCCAUUUUCUUCUUUUAUAGUACCAAAUGGCUUUUUCUUGGCUAUCUAAGCUUUCCCUUUUGGCAUUGUUAUCUUUAUCUCUCUUUGCCUAUUCUUCAUUAGCCCAUGACGACUUUUCAAUCGUUGGUUAUUCUCCUGAUCACCUCACUAGCAUUGACAAACUCAUUCAUCUUUUCGACUCGUGGAUCUCGAAACAUGGCAAAAUCUAUGAGAGUAUAGAGGAGAAGAUUCAAAGAUUUGAGAUAUUCAUAGAUAACUUAAAGCACAUUGAUCAAACAAAUAAGCAAGUCAGUGAUUACUGGUUGGGACUUAAUGAGUUUGCUGAUAUGAGCCAUGAAGAGUUUAAGAGCAAGUAUUUGGGACUCAAACCUGUUUUCACUGAGAGAAUAGAAUCUUCUGAGAAAUUCAGUUAUAGAGAUGUAGUGGAUUUGCCCAACUCUGUGGAUUGGAGAAAGAAAGGAGCUGUCACUGCAGUCAAGAACCAAGGUUCAUGUGGAAGUUGUUGGGCAUUUUCCACUGUUGCUGCUGUUGAAGGCAUAAACCAGAUUGUGACAGGAAACUUGACAUCCUUGUCCGAGCAGGAACUGAUCGAUUGUGACAGAUCAUUCAACAAUGGCUGCAAUGGGGGUUUGAUGGACUAUGCCUUUGAGUACAUAAAGUCUAGUGGUGGACUUCACAAGGAAGAUGAUUACCCUUAUCUUAUGGAGGAAGGUACCUGUGAAGGGAAGAAGGGUGAGAUGGAAAGAGUGACAAUUAGUGGUUAUCAAGAUGUGCCAGCAAAUGAUGAACAAAGUCUUCUCAAGGCAUUGGCUCACCAACCUAUUAGUGUAGCCAUUGAUGCUUCUGACAGAGCUUUCCAGUUCUACAGUGGGGGAGUGUUUAACGGGCGUUGCGGAACUGAUCUUGAUCAUGGAGUUGCAGCAGUGGGAUAUGGAACAUCCAAAGGAGGAGAUUACAUCAUAGUAAGAAACUCAUGGGGAUCAAAGUGGGGAGAGAAAGGUUACAUAAGGAUGAAGAGAAACAUUGGUAAACCAGAAGGUAUCUGUGGUAUCUACAAAAUGGCUUCAUUUCCUACCAAAAAGCAUUGAUUUCUCUACUAAUGUGUGCUGUGCUGUGCUGUGCUGUGCUUUUUGCUUUUUUUCUUUCCAUUGUUGUUGUUUUUCAUUCCCAAAGUUAUAAGCUUCACUUGUAACCUACUCUUGUUACUUCAAUAAAAUAACUUAGACAAUCAUAAUA
This is a messenger RNA of Cannabis sativa, 1400 nucleotides long. Its product is annotated as cysteine protease XCP1. Gene Ontology annotation, cellular component: lysosome. Gene Ontology annotation, molecular function: cysteine-type endopeptidase activity. Bases 191 to 1252 code for a protein of 353 amino acids. NCBI's taxonomy places the organism in Eukaryota, Viridiplantae, Streptophyta, Magnoliopsida, Rosales, Cannabaceae. The transcript has 4 exons. The record is from RefSeq and is a predicted model, not a curated record.